AUGGGUUCCGAGAAAAGAGACAAGAACCGGUCUGGCUCCUCGUCUGGGGAGCGUCGCCAGCAGAAAAAGGCGUCCAAAGCCCAACAGCCCGAUCCAACGACCUUCUAUGCGGCCAGCGGGCAAAGCCCUCCAGCCGAGUACCCUGAUGAGGAUGACUCUCAGCAGUCUGAGCCCGGAAGCUUUCUGAAUGGCCCUGCUGCCCAUGCAGCCAAGGACCGCCGUAAGAAGGCGGAAGAACAUCGAAAGAGAGGCAAAUACGCUCGCGACCACCCUGGUGUAGUGUACACAGGCUCUCGACCUCGCACUAUCGUCCAAGCCGAUUAUAUCGACGAGUUUGAUAAGGCAUAUCAUCAGGGACAUGGGCCUCCAGUGGGUCGAGCGUAUCCAUCAAAUCCACAAUAUGCCCAACACGUCGACCUGAGUUCGGACGAGGGCAGCCACGGGGGAUACGGAACCACGACGUACUACAAUCACUCCAGUGACAAUCGGUACCAUUAG
This is a messenger RNA of Colletotrichum karsti, 498 nucleotides long. RefSeq lists its product as uncharacterized. The transcript has 2 exons. The record is from RefSeq and is a predicted model, not a curated record. Lineage: Eukaryota; Fungi; Ascomycota; Sordariomycetes; Glomerellales; Glomerellaceae. Bases 1 to 498 code for a protein of 165 amino acids.